This is a messenger RNA of Stegostoma tigrinum, 2575 nucleotides long. RefSeq names its product immunoglobulin kappa light chain-like. The transcript has 6 exons. Lineage: Eukaryota; Metazoa; Chordata; Chondrichthyes; Orectolobiformes; Stegostomatidae. Bases 112 to 1020 code for a protein of 302 amino acids. The record is from RefSeq and is a predicted model, not a curated record. Gene Ontology annotation, cellular component: plasma membrane.
UGUAGGUUACUUCAUGCUAUUCAAGAAAUAGACUGAACUGGAUUAGCGUUAUUAAGGUUUGCACGUGAUGCAGUCGGUUUGGUUGGUGAUCUCUGACUAGGAACUUCACCUAUGUGCGACAUGAUAAUUGUCUACACUUUCCUACAACUGCUAUUACCAUUUACAGAUGGACAGCGAGAUUUACAACAGCCUGGUCAUCUUUUGGUCGAAAAGGGAGGCCUGAUCUCGAUAAAUUGUUUCCACUCAGUACCAGAUCUACGAAGAUUCGAAGCAUGGUGGGUUUUCCGUAAUAUUGAGCAAGCACCUCCAAAGAUCAUUGCGAACCUAACGACCAGUGUACCCCAAGUGACUCAUUAUCGAUAUUAUGCAAAGCAUGACUUAGUUGAGAGAGCAUUCACUUUAACGAUUGCUGAUGUUCAAGUCAAUGACACCGGACAAUACUACUGUGAGAUGUUUCAGGUCGCGCCUCCACCAAGCGUUAAAAGAAUUGGCAAAGGAACAAUGCUGAGUGUAACAGCUCCUCCUUCUCUUUGGCUAUUUGCAUCUUCUAAAGAAACAUCUUCACCUUCAGCUACAAUCAACUGUUCAGCACACAAUUUUUAUCCAAACACUAUUACAAUGAUGUUCCAAACAACCUGUCUCAUCAACCAGCUCACCAACGAAAUCCAGACAUCUAACCCUGAUGGAACAUACAACUACAUGGCCAUUGUUAACAUCUCCACUGAAAACUGUAAUAACUCAAAUGAAUUCACUUGUAUGAUUCAGCAUCCUGCUUCACAAUUCAAGAUAAACCGUACUAUCCUCAUUCAUGUACACCCAAGAGGUGAAGUUGGCGUACGUACCCCCUGGGUAACCCGGAGAGGCUUGCAUGACUGGGAGGAAGAAGAAGAACUCAAGAACAAAAUGGAAAUUGUGCAAGUAAUCGAAGAUUGCAUUGUAGACAAGAUAGCAUCGAUGAGAGCAGCGGGAAUAAUAUAUAUUAUGCAGAACUGCAACUGGAAAACUUGCAGCAGAAAGUGAGGAAAAAGGAAGAGAAGAUUGUCUACAGUUCAGUGCUUUACUUACAUUCUGGUGAAUAGGACACGCAGUAAAUAUUGACAUGGAUCAUUGUUUAUCUUGUUCAAAAAGGAAUUUGAAAUAAAUAAGGCAAAGGUUUUGCAACUGGCAUACAUCAUUGAGAUGAAACAGAGAAGAUUUGCUUUUUAGAGUACCGAACCUUUUUUGAAAUAUGCAUAUUGUUAACUGCUAAAAAGUGCAGAAAAAGUCUUAAGGAGGUGGCAGCAUAGUGAUAAUGUCACUGGACUAGCAAUCUAGAGGUCUAGGCUAUUGCUUUCAGGACACGAGUUUGAAAUCCACCUCGACAAAUGAAAUUUGAAUUUAGUUUUAAUAAAUCUGAUGUUAAAAAAACUAUUCCAGUGGCAACCAUGAAACCAUUGCUAAUUGUUGUAAAAAUAAUUUGGCUCAUUAGGGAAGGAAAUCUAUUUUGUCCUACACGUGAUUCAUAAAUGCUGUCUGAAAUACCCUAGCAAGCUAUUCAGCUGUUUCAAACUGCUACAAAGUCUAAAAUAAGCAUGGAGGAAGCAAUUGCCCCUUACAGCCCAGAGACUACAAUACUUGGUCUAAAACAAUCCUUCUCCUUUUUUGGUACACAAUCAAAAAUAAUGAAAAAUAAAAAGAAAUUGUCUUUGCACAAAAUGCGUUGCAACAGCACACCAAGACCUUUCCAAUAGCACCUUUCAAACUUGUGAUUUCUGCCACCUGGAAUGAAAAGGGCGAGAAAUGCAUGGGGUCACCAAACCCGAGUUUCCUUCCACUGUCCUGGCUUGGAACUCUAUCACUCUUCCUUCACUGACACAAAGUCAAAAUCCUGGAACUUAGCUUUAUAGGUGUGCCUACACCACAAGGACUGCAGCAGUUCAAUAAGGCUGCUCGACACCACCUUGGGCAAUUAGGGAUGGGCAAUAACUGCUGACCUAGCUAGCAACACCCAAAUCGCAUGAACAAAUAAAAAUAUUCAAAAAAUUUCUUCACCACCAUUCUUUCAGUUUAUUUCACUUGUUCCAUCUUGAAGUUGGGCAGCUCUGUGUCAUAUUUAUACAUUGAUGUGUUCAUGUUUUUAUGCUUGGUGUAGUGAUGUAUGUAAACACCUCCUUUUGUAUACACUGUGUGCUAUUUGCAUUGCUCUACUUGCAUUUGAGUAUUGCAUAUAUGUGCAUCUUCUCUUCCUAGUUGUGUGUUUUCAUACUGUUUAUGCGCUCUGUGUAUAUUUAUAUUUGAGUAUUUCCUACAAAAACAUGUGUUCUCCUUGGCAUUGCCUCUACCAAUCCGAGUCCACUUACCAACCAAUCAGCACUCUCAUGCAAUUGGUUUUCUACUGGGAUUGGUAUUCUUGUGAAUUGUUCUGAAAAGUGCAAGAGAAAAAUUUUAGUCAAAAUGUAUUUCUUUCCAGCAGAGCUCAAGUUCUUUUUGACUAAGUCAGUCAAUUUAUACUUCUAUGUAUGCAUUGCAUUCAGGGUGUGGUGUGCAAUUUUGUUCUCAGUAGGCGGUGUCACAGCGUACAUGUUUGUACUUGGGU